Molecule: messenger RNA, 2242 nt
Organism: Cryptotermes secundus
Lineage: Eukaryota; Metazoa; Arthropoda; Insecta; Blattodea; Kalotermitidae
Product: odorant receptor 2a
Exons: 7
Coding region: 124-1377 (417 amino acids)
Biological process (GO): sensory perception of smell; detection of chemical stimulus involved in sensory perception of smell
Cellular component (GO): plasma membrane
Molecular function (GO): odorant binding; olfactory receptor activity
Source: RefSeq, a predicted model, not a curated record
UCCUUGACGACAAAACGCCCAGUCACACCUCGCUUCAGCUACCAGAAAGACAUGCGUACAUAGAAAACUUCGGAUACAAGUGCAAAGUUCAUAGUCCAUAGCUAACACAAAUUUAUCUCUUGAAUGGAGUGUGUUACUCUGAAGAGUGAAAGAGACCUCUCUCAACGUCGUUUCGGCACAAUUCUGCUGUUGUUCAAACUGACGGGGAUUCCACUCAAUACUUAUUCCGUAUCAAGAGUCCAAAGCGUACAUAAUAUCACCAGUGCAGUGUGCUAUUACGUUACAGUGGCUUCGUCUUUUAUGGACGUUUAUGUUAAUAGAAAUAACUUCGAAGAGGUGAUGAAGAGCAUUCGAGUGUUUCUUGCAAUUAUAUUCGUGACAGUGAUGGAUAUCUCCUUCAGGUUCCGUAAACAUGACAUGAAUCAUCUGAUUACUCUGACGGAAUAUUUUACCUGGGAAGAACUGCCAGCCAUACAUCCUGACACUGGAUAUGCAACACACGCUGGAUUGGUCCCGAAGAUUCCAGUCAUUGUAAAAUAUAUGAUGGUCUUCAUAGCUGUGUUUCACGGAACGCAAUGCAUUGUACGCAUGAUCAUUAGUCAUGACAUGAUCUACUCCAAAUGGUACCCUUUCGAUGCUACUGUGAGCCCUGUUUAUGAACUGGUAAACUUGUCGCAGGCCAUUGCUUCCCUCUGCGCCGCAUGCAUAUUUGUUGGGUGCUUCAGCCUGUACGCCAUUCUAGUGUGUGUAGCCUGCAGUCAGCUGGAGAAGCUCAGAGCGGCCCUACUGGAUAUCAGACAGAUACACGUCACAGCAGAGAGGGACUGUGGGACACAGGCUGACCUACUGGAGGCACAAGGACACUCUCGUGCCUCAGAGGAACUGUUCCGUCACAUGCAGAAACAAAUCAACAACUGCAUACGUCACCAUCAGGAGAUAAAACGGUUCAUGCAGAGCACUGAAGAGUGUUGGAAUAUUCUACUGUGCGGUACUUUUCUGGUGCUUCUAUCAGCUAUGUGUUUCAACGCUUUCUCAGCCAUUAUGUGCUGGGGAAAACACGCUGAUGUAGCCCAAGCUGUAUUUCUUUAUGCUGUUAUGACGGGCUAUGUGUGUCUAAUCUGCUGGCUUGGAAAUGAGCUCUCAGAACAAGCCGAAAAUGUGAAAGACGCUGCGUGGGGGUGCGACUGGGUGGGAACCCCUGUCCCAUUUCAGCGCUGUCUGGCCUUCAUCAUCGCCACAGCCAACAAGGAGUUCACACUCACCGCAGGGAAAUUUGUUCCUGUAUCAAACAAGACAAUGAUGAAUAUGAUGAACCAGACUCUCUCGUUCUUCAUGUUCCUUCUGCAGAUGAGGAGCAGAGACUAUGAAACGAAUUAGGGGCCACAAGAAUAAACAGAUCGAUCAGUAGCUCACUUAGUCUGCACAGCUCUCUCACUGCUACUUGGUGCUGUAUACAUGUAAACACAUCUCACACUUCUGUUCCUAUCAUAACAAUUGCAUUCGCUGGAAGUGGCUAGAAAAUGCCUUCGGUAGUUGGAAAUAAAUGUGCAUAUUCAAAACCACUGGUUACAGCACAACCCACUCCUGCUUAGGCCCAUUUGUAGCUUAACGGCGCUGACAGUAAAUAAGACCAUACAGCGCAGAGUGACUAAAUGAUAUUCAAUGAAGUGUAGAAGGCCUCAUUCUUAAGGUAUCGGGAAGGAAUCUGCCUGGAAAAACUGAAGAAAACCAUAAGGAUUCCUGUCAGCACGGCCCUGUGCUGGCAAAAUAUAUUAUUCUUUGAGAAAAAAAAAUAGCAUUCCAUUUACAUUUUUAAGUGUGGUAUCUAAAAAUAAAGAGCCGCAUGUUUAUAGCAAAUUCUGUAUAUGAUAAUUUGGUUUCAAUGUGUUAAAUUCGACAUCAAGUCAGUGUCCAAAUUAAGAAAGAAAACAACAAACUUUAAUAGUGAUUAGAUGAAACUGAAUUAAUUGUUCCGAAAGUUCUGUAUAAUACUGUGGUUUCAAUGUUCACAACCAACAUAUAUUCAUUGACCAUAUUAGGAAACGAAAUUACAAGGUUUAAGAACAUUUAUUUGGAAAACAGUAAACCCUCGUCAAACGCGGCGUAUAAGUGUCUCGAAAGGCUCGCGUCCUGUGAAACCCUGCUGGACGAACGUAACAUCGUGGGGAGCUAACGAGGAUUCGGGAAUGCAGCCUCCGAAAUUAUCCUAAUCCUUUCAGCCGCACUAUGGCCCUGGGGUUGA